Periconia digitata is the source of this 915-nucleotide messenger RNA. NCBI's taxonomy places the organism in Eukaryota, Fungi, Ascomycota, Dothideomycetes, Pleosporales, Periconiaceae. The record is from the annotation of a GenBank genome assembly.
CGUUUGUAAUCUGUAAAAUCGAGGUAAUUGAGUUAGUGCGCGUCCAACGACAUUACUUGGAUCCGAGGAAGUACGUACCCAUUUCUUCGUGCCCCGAAUAACGUAGUGCUUUCCGUCAGGAGUCUUGCUCGCAGUCGUCCUCAGACCUGCGACAUCAGACCCGGCAAAGGCCUCCGUGAUGGCCAGGCAAAUCUUCUUCUUUCCGCUCAACACUUCUUCAACGACCUGAGUCUUGCGUGGUGAUUCGGGCAUCCACUGGAGAACCGCCGUCAAGCUAAUCAUCAUACCCGCCAUGUUUCCAUCGGAAAAGCCUCGGGCGUUGAUUCGCGCAAACUCCUGUGCCUGCACCAUGUCGUGGAGGUAGUCAAAAUCCUCGCCCUUGACUACACCAAACAGGUUCUUGCCGUGCAGAUGCUUGCCAGGUCCCAGUCGCAUGGCAAGCACAUCAUUCGCGGCCAUGCGAUCAAUGAGCUCUUGCGAGAUCGCCCGAUGCGACUCCUUGAAGUAAGGGCUCUUGCUCUCGGGUCGCAGCCACAAGGGCUCGGCGUAGGGAACCGUGCUGAGCUCGCCAAUGCCUUGCACCACGACCUCGGAUUUCUCGCCCUCAAUGGUGCCUAUGCAUAGGGACUUGUACUUCUCGAGCACUUCCUGGCGGUGGAGAUUGUAAAAGGCCGCUGUGGCAUCUGUGCCUGCGACUUGCUCGAGAACAACGGAUCCGCCUGGGUGUGCAUCCACGAAAUCGGACAAGUCGUAGACUUUGUGGUCGAUGAUGCACCACAGGUCGUCCGACUUGUUGUGUGAAGCAACGGCGUCGCGGGUUAAUGCAGGCAUGGUGAUGGGUGGCGACAGGUGACGGAAAAAGACUGCGCAAACGUAGCGAGGGGAAAAGAAAAGGCCGGCUCGAAUGGUGAGAAA